AUGGCCAGGCGGAGGGAAUCGGGGGCUGGGCCCCACGAUGACUCAAUGUUGAUGAUUCCUCCCCCAGGAUUCAAAUUUAUUCCUAGAUAUGAAACGGUAUGCGGGAAGCCGGGUUGUUUCGAGUGCUUCGACAUUUACUGUGAGAGAUGCGAGUCAAAGGACAGACGGAUAAUUGAGCUGGAGAUGAGGAACAAUGACCUCGCCAAGUACAUUACACAACUGCAAGCCAGAGUCUUUGGACCCUCCAAACUAACCGCAGCACAAGCGCAAGGUCCCGCCCUCAAGUCGCCGCACUUCACGCAGCAGCAGCAGCCCUUAAAUCCUCAACAUCACGUGCAGGCAAAUGGCGGUGACAUGAGGCAAACUGCCCCACUAGGAACUUCUGCGGUAUACCCCCAGCCCGGUAGUCAGGAACCGUUCGCGUAUAUUCAAUCUCCAGUCCUCUUCGAUCCAACACUUAACCUCUCCUAUGUUGCCACCACUUCCUUCGCGCCAGCGAAACCGUAG
Messenger RNA from Cyclospora cayetanensis, 507 nucleotides. RefSeq lists its product as uncharacterized. The transcript is spliced from 3 exons. The record is from RefSeq and is a predicted model, not a curated record. NCBI's taxonomy places the organism in Eukaryota, Apicomplexa, Conoidasida, Eucoccidiorida, Eimeriidae. Bases 1 to 507 code for a protein of 168 amino acids.